UUAGGUGUCAUACACUAAUCGAUCGUUUCACUUCACAGACAGGAGCCAGGCGACUUUUAAUUCGUUGCAAAUUUUAAAACUUCAACGAUAUCACUCCAUCGACAGUACGAUGGCAGAUAAUUGCUGUUGUCUUUCUCUAUUUAAGUGUAAACGUGAAAGUCAAGAUGGUGAAGGGGAUAAGAACGAAAAAAGUCCUUUAAUCACUAGUGCUGGUGAACAAGGAAAUGAAAGCGGUUAUCAAACAACUGGCACAACGGACAGCCAAGGCAGUCCAAACUCACAGCAACAUACCAAUAACGGGUUGGAAAACAGUCGUCGAGCGCAACCUCCAAAGUCUGUCAAGAUUGAAAGGAUUCAGAUGAAACCUCUUACAGUGAGAAAAGUCGAUGAAAUCUUCCAAAAAUUCCAGAAGACUUUCGAUGAAUUCAACAAAUGCCAGAUUGAUAUGCAAGAUGCGAUGAAAAAGUUUCAAACCGCGUGUAAUUCGGAAGAGGAUUUCCGGGCCUGUCUCGUCCAUUUCAAAGAGCAAUUGAAAGGUCAACGCGUUGUCAUCAAGAAGUUGGCUCUAAAAUUCCCCAAAACUGUCCAAGUGAACGACGCGAAGGCACUAACUAGCAUCUUUAAGACAUACGAAGAUUUGGAAAAACUCUCAGUAAAGGUGAUCAGUAAGAGCAUCGAAUGUUUUAAAGAUGUCAUGUCGCUGGACGAGAGCGAGGUAGCGGGUGAGGAAUUCCGGGGAAGCGGAUAUGAUUUCGAGAAGUUGCCAGAACCGGUAAAAAGCAUGCGCGCGAAUGUCAAAGAGCUCAAAAAGGCGCCGAAGAUCGUCAAGGAUUUCUUCGAAUACGCGAACAGCAUUGUGAAUGAUGUGAUAGAGGAGCUAGGUGAAGACAAGAACAGGGAAGAAUUGAAAAAGAGGACGGAGAAAGUGGCUGAAGAUUUGGAAAAGAAGAUUGAAAGCUUCACGAAAGUUGCCGAAGGAUACCCACCGCCGGAGGAAAUCCACUUCACUUCGCUUGGAAUCCCUGAUGUUGAUCGACUCUUCAACGAUGUUGCCAAACUGGUGAACCCGGUGGUGAAAUUAAGCAUUGACAUGUUCAACGCCAGGAAGCGAGUCGAGCAGGCCGCAAAAGCCGUUAGCGAGUUCCGCGAUGAUCCAUCGAAGGCGUUUGAUGAUUAUUUGGAAGACCUAAAAAAGAGGCUAAGAAAAGGCCAAGUUCAUAUCGUAAUAUCGGUAAAUGGAAAUCAUGUUAAAGUCGAAAAAGUUGAGGGCUUGGAGCCGAAGGCGAUGCAGGAUAUGCGGGAUGGUUUCAAUGGAGUUUUAAAGAGUGGUGGUGAGUUGGUCGAUCUAUUUCCAGAUUCUAUCCAGAAGCUAAUCAAAUUAUCGAAAGAUAUCCUCGACAUCUCGGUGACGGAUAUCAAGAAUCAUAUCAAAAGUUUGAAAGAGUUGAAGAGCACAAUGACGGCUUUGAAAGAUAAUGCAAAAAAAGCAGAGAAAAUUCCGGAUGACCUGAAAUUCUUUUUCAAUUUCGUGCGAAAUUUGGUCAUGGAUAUACUCCAAUUGUUGCACACGAAGAAGGAAGAAACUCAAGCAUCUCAAGAGGAAACUACUACUGAUUGAACAUAAACGAUACAUGCACAUGCACUUUUUACAAUGUGUUAAAUUUCUACGCUAUAACAGGAUACAAUGAAUUACACAUUCUAUAGAUGUACGAGAAAUUAAUUUUGAGUAACCGUAAAAUAUUGAUUUUAACCCAGGUCUAGCACGGGCAAUUUUUAUUCAACUGGUGAAUUUGUGCGACGGUUCGCACUUCAAUAGUGACCAAUCACAUUUUUGUUUGUUUUUCAAUGUAUUGUUUAGUUUUUA
Dendronephthya gigantea is the source of this 1864-nucleotide messenger RNA. RefSeq lists its product as uncharacterized. The transcript is spliced from 6 exons. The coding region runs from base 110 to 1618 and encodes 502 amino acids. The record is from RefSeq and is a predicted model, not a curated record. Lineage: Eukaryota; Metazoa; Cnidaria; Anthozoa; Malacalcyonacea; Nephtheidae.